AUGUCACUCAAGUGUCUCGCACUCUGCACGUUCGUCGUGCUGCUCAGCAUUGGCGCUUCCAGCGCGAGGACCCUGCAGCCCCGGCCAGAGCAGCAGGUGCGACAGAGCAAGGAUAUGCGCAUCGGAAACGGUGAUCUAGCCAUUGAUGGUGUCGAUGAUGAUGAGAAAUACAACGCUGAACUGGAUGAAUUUGAUGAGAAGAACAUUGGUGAGCUGAACAAGCUCAUCGAUGAUCUGGAGGGCUGGGAAAAAGAGUCGCGUGCCGCACCUAGCGGCGGCAAACGUCAAGACAAGCAACGCGUUGGUGCCAACAAGCGCAAUGGCAACUGGCGCAAGACCGCCAGACGCACCAUCAAGCGUGGCGGCAAGCGCGAUGGCAGCAAGCGCGGUGGCAACAAGCGCGGUGGCAACAAGCGCGGUGGCAACAAGCGCGGUGGCAACAAGCGAAGAGGCAACCAGCGUAUACGCAACGGCAGGAGGCGGAGAGCCGGUGCCCAGCGUGUGCAGCGCCCACGCAACUAA
This is a messenger RNA of Drosophila navojoa, 522 nucleotides long. RefSeq lists its product as uncharacterized. Lineage: Eukaryota; Metazoa; Arthropoda; Insecta; Diptera; Drosophilidae. The record is from RefSeq and is a predicted model, not a curated record.